AUGAAGUUCUCCUUUGCCUUCGUCAUACUGGGCCUUGGGGGUACCGCACUGUCUCACCCAGCCGCCGAGCUCGAGGCCCGUCAGGACAGCGGCUCCUACACCAUCUCUGGGCUCGGAGCACGCAAGCAGCAGAUCACCGCAGCCGGUGCCGACUCAUUUGACCUUGCUAUUGCCAUGCUAGAGACCGAACGCAUGACGGCCGACUACGCAUAUGGCGACAACAAGCAGCAAGACAGCGCCAACUUCGGCAUCUUCAAGCAAAACUGGGGCCUGCUGCGCGAGUGCUGCUCGCGCUUCAGGGGCCAGCCGCAGAGCAACUGGAACAACGGUGCUGUUCUGAAGUAUGUCGAUGACCCUGCUCCCUGUUCAUCUAUAACCUGCUGCCUGAGGGCUCACCAAUGGGAUAGCUCUAAUCUCAAUGCCGAUGUCCAAUGCCUGAACGAGUGCCAGAGCUACUAUGGCUUGGACAAGUGGGUGGCUGGACACCGAAAUGGUGCUACUGGUCUUGCGAACCCCAACACCCAGGACAUACAGAACUACCGCAACGGUGUCAACUACAUCCAGAGCCAACUGACAACCCAGCCCAAUGGCCUUACAAAUGAUGUUCGCUACUGGAUCUACGUCGUGCCAAUCUAG
This is a messenger RNA of Diaporthe batatas, 636 nucleotides long. RefSeq lists its product as uncharacterized. The record is from RefSeq and is a predicted model, not a curated record. Lineage: Eukaryota; Fungi; Ascomycota; Sordariomycetes; Diaporthales; Diaporthaceae. The transcript is spliced from 2 exons. The coding region runs from base 1 to 636 and encodes 211 amino acids.